AGAAAUAAGAGCAAGAAUAGUCACCAUAAAUCAAAGAGAUUUCUUGCACCAAGAAAGCAAGAUCUUGUGACAUUUCUUGCGCAAGAUCUUGGGCAAGAAAGCCCUCGCAAGAAAGUCGACUAGGGGAUUCUAUUACGGCUUUUUUUAGAUACUCGCGUUGCGACAGAUGAGAAUAAAAUUGAUUUUUGUCCAAUUUCGACCGUUUUAUUUGCCACUCUUCUCUGCGUAGAAUACAAUAUUUUGAUCUGUCGGUGCUGGAAUGAGUCUUGAGUGAAAUUUAUUUAAGCCUAUCGUGUAUCCGUGUAUCAUGUAGUACACAGAAAAUUGUCGUGCCAGCCGACAUUUCCCUGCAGACUCAUGUGUUCAUGUCUUUUUGUUCGUUUGAUAAAAGUCGAAAAUUGUAUUAUAUAAAGCUGAGAGAUGUUUCAUUUUGUAGAUCAAAGCAUGCUUUUCAAAAUUCACAACCGACUCUAGUCAAUUAGACAGGUUGUUUUGCUUUUACAAUUAGUUUGCCAUGAUCAGUUAAGUUCAAGUUUCGUAGGAACCCUUUGUAUUCCAACUAUAGCAGAACCAUGGCUAAUCCAAGCGAACUGACUGGGAAGUAACCUUUAAAGAGUAUUUGAUUUUACUUAUUUACGAUCAGGUUGAAGUGGGUGUUUCCUAGUGCUCUAUAUAUAUACUAAUCAUUUAUGUCAAGUCAGAUGUUAAUACCAAAAUUACCAAAGCGUUAAUUUUACUGGAAAAGUCUAAAUUACUGGAUAAAUCUAAAUAAACCACAGCUAUUUUACUCAAGCGUCAUAAUCUUUAAUCGGAGGUCACCAAAUGAAAAUAAAGAUUUAUAAAAAAUAGAUUGAAAUAAAGAAACCUUAAACUUUGUCUUAUCUCUGUUUCCCUUGAUUAAAACAUUUUUUUCGCAAUAAAACAGAACUGCAUGUUUUAUUUCUUUCACAGCUUUUGAAAUUGCUUCUAGAGAUGUAUUUCACAGUAACAUUCCUUUUGUUCCUUAAUACUUCGUUAUUUAUCUGUACUGUAUUGGGUAGACCCACUCCUAAAACUGCAACAAAAGCGUCUCAUUCAAAACAUACCAAGGUAAAACCAAUCAACUCUGACAUUGAGGCAUUCAAUUACUUAGGCAAAUAUGGCUAUAAUCGAUGUGGUGACGGAAAACAUAAAGAAGUUGUAUGUGCGAUGAGUAUUCAAAGUAUGUUACAACAUUUUCAAACGGUUUUCCAUUUGCCUGUCACAGGGAAACUCGAUGAUAAAACCAAGAAACUCAUGAAUACACCACGUUGUGGACUAGGCGAUUAUCCAUUAUCUUAUUCUGCUUAUAAGCCAUGGCCGAAUAGAACUUUAACGUGGAAAUUGAAAAAUGAAUUACCGAAAUUUGGUUCUAAGAGUAAAACAUAUAUACAAGAAGCAUUCAAUGACUGGACUCGUUAUGCACCAAUAAAAUUGCAAGAAAUAUGCUCAACAUGCGGGACAGCCGAUUUUAAUUUGGCAUUCACUGAAGCUGAUCAUCAGGACGGUUAUCCAUUCGACGGACCAGGAGGAACUCUGGCGCACGCCUUUUUUCCAACUGACGGAAAUGUGCAUUUUGAUUCAUCGGAAGAAUGGACGGAUAAGUACGAUGGAUUUGGCUAUAAUCUGAGACUCGUUGCUUCACAUGAAAUUGGUCAUGCGUUAGGACUUGCACAUUCGUAUGACCAAAGUGCGUUAAUGUAUCCAUUUUAUCAAUUGAUGCAACCCGGUGAUUUGUUACCAAAAGACGACAGAGAUGGUAUUAGAGCAUUAUAUGGCAAUCUUACAAACACAAAUCCUUCAUCUUCUGCACCAACAACGUCAAAACCGAUAUAUACUACAAAACAUAAAACUACAAAACAUAAAACUACAAAACAUAAAACUACAAAACAUAAAAGUCACCAUAAACACACAACAAAAGCAUCUCAUGUUCAUAAUCCGACACUUGAACAUAAUCAAUGUGCACGAUAUCUUGAUGCUGUACUUGAAGGUAAAGAUCAAUGGCUAUAUACACUGGAUUAUAACCAUGUAUGGCGAUAUCAUCCCACAUAUAAACACUGGGAUACUAGAGGAAUACCAUUGAAAGAAGUGUUCCCGGGAGCAGAGGGACACAUGAUGGCUGGUAUUAUGUCACCAGCUACACAAAAAAUAUAUUUGUUCAAGGGCUAUCGAGUAUGGCGAUUUACUUCUUCACAUUCGUUAGAUAGCGGUUUUCCGAAACGGUUGCAUGGCCAUGGCACACCAUUUAAUCCCGUUGCAGCGUUAUAUGAUGAAAAAAAGAUUUGGCUUAUAAAAGGUGACCUUUUAUUUCCAUUUGAUGAAACAAAACUAAAAUAUAUCAAUGACAAACCACCAAAACGAAUAAGCGAACAAUUUCCGGGUAUACCUCGUCGAGUUCGCACAGCUUUUACAUAUGAGGGUAAACAUUAUUUUUUCAUCGAACCUAACAGAAAAGUCUAUGUAUUUAAUCAAGCGACAAGACGUUUAGAUCCCGGCUAUCCACGUCAAAUGGAAACAGGAUGGUUUGCAUGUACAGAACAGCAGUAA
Didymodactylos carnosus is the source of this 2565-nucleotide messenger RNA. The record is from the annotation of a GenBank genome assembly. Lineage: Eukaryota; Metazoa; Rotifera; Eurotatoria; Philodinida; Philodinidae.